Molecule: messenger RNA, 399 nt
Organism: Iphiclides podalirius (scarce swallowtail)
Lineage: Eukaryota; Metazoa; Arthropoda; Insecta; Lepidoptera; Papilionidae
Source: the annotation of a GenBank genome assembly
AUGACCUCCGAUUGUGGACGUAGGUUAAACGAAGGCGGCGUUCAAAAGCAAACACUUCGACGGCGGCGCGACGCGGUCGGCUGUCGACGUGGGCCGUGCGCUGACCAGACGCAGAUCCAUCAAUGUGUCCGCCUCGGCGGUCAAGCGGCUAAGAGGGGUUCCUUGUCAACGGCGCCAUCCGCCCGCGGAGGCGCUCAGACACUAUUGAGAUUGAUGUUGGCGGCGCGGCGCCCCCGGAAUACUAAGAGGGGUGCCCUCGUUGCCCAAUUAGCCCCGCUGGGGGGCGUUUCGUCCCGCUUCCACGGUGCCCGCCGCCGUCCACGCCGCAUACGAAAUCGCCGCAAUAUUUCUCGCGUAAGCCCCCAAGAUCAAAGUAUCGCACCGCCAACUUGGACCGUC